AUGGUCGGACAUCAGUGCCUCCCCUGGAUUAAUAAUCCAACCUCCGGCUCAAUCUCAGUGACGUCAGCCAAGCAGGAUCAGGAAACAUAUAACAAUGAGUCAGACAGCAAGCCAGAAUGGAAAAGCCUCCUGUUUGACUAUCAGAACAUCAGUGACAACUACCUCACUAUAUCUACAGCAAACAACGACCUCAGAAGAGACAACGACCUCCUGAAGGAGCAUAGCGCCUGGCUGCAAGAACAGACCAAGCUCCUCAACAACACUUUGGCUAAUCUGAUGUCUGCUAAUCUGGCUUUGAGUCUGGAGAGCACCGAGCUAACAGAGCAGAUUGUGAAUCUAAUUUCUACGAAUUUACGCCUCACACAAGAACACGAGAGGAUGGUUCGGUACACGUCUGAGCAGGAGGUGAAGGAGCUGAACAUGUCUCAGACUAUCAAACAUCUGUUGGACUCCAACACUCUGAGAGAGGAGGAUGGACGACGGCUCUCUCAGAUCAACAGCCUGCUGAGGGACGAGCUGGUUCAAGUGAAGGAAAAGAAUCAGAAGCUGCAGGAUAUCAACGACAAGUUUCAAGGAGAAGUUAAAAAUCUGAGCGACGACUGUGAGAGGUUAACAGAACUUCAAGAACAAAACCAGAACCUGAGCUCUGUGUUGAUGACAGAGAGGCAGGAAGUAGAAGAGCGAGAGGAAAGAAGGACAAACGAGAUGGACAGAAAAAUGGUGGACAUCGAUUCAAUUAAGGAGGCCUUUCACUCCCUGGACCUUUACUGCCCUGUGGUUAAUCUCAACACAAAAGAACGGAUUUGCAGAAAAUGUCCCGACAGCUGGAGUCUGUUUGAGAACAAAUGCUACUUCUUCUCCUCUCGCCUCCAAACAUGGAGCUCCAGUAGAGCCUGGUGUCAGACACAAGGGGGCGACCUGCUCAUCAUCAACAGUGAACCAGAACAGAGCUUUGUCUUUGAGAGCAGCCAGACUUUGCAGCCGAGCAGCAGCCGGCUGUGGAUCGGUCUGACGGACGUGGAGGAGGAGGGUGAAUGGAAAUGGGUGGAUGGCAGCCGAGUGUCUUCAGAUGUCCAGUUCUGGCUGAGUAGACCAGGAUUGGGGACGGAGCCUGACGACUGGAAGCUGGACGACCCUCUAGGAGAAGACUGUGGACACAUGGACACCAGUGAAAAUGAACUCAAGUCCUGGAUGGAUGGUUCCUGUGAGACACCUUAUCGAUGGAUCUGUGAAAAUAAUGUUUAA
Anoplopoma fimbria (sablefish) is the source of this 1245-nucleotide messenger RNA. Its product is annotated as asialoglycoprotein receptor 1-like. Bases 1 to 1245 code for a protein of 414 amino acids. NCBI's taxonomy places the organism in Eukaryota, Metazoa, Chordata, Actinopteri, Perciformes, Anoplopomatidae. The record is from RefSeq and is a predicted model, not a curated record. The transcript is spliced from 5 exons.